Oncorhynchus masou masou (cherry salmon) is the source of this 2382-nucleotide messenger RNA. RefSeq names its product glyceraldehyde-3-phosphate dehydrogenase. Gene Ontology annotation, biological process: glycolytic process; glucose metabolic process. Gene Ontology annotation, cellular component: cytosol. Lineage: Eukaryota; Metazoa; Chordata; Actinopteri; Salmoniformes; Salmonidae. Gene Ontology annotation, molecular function: NAD binding; glyceraldehyde-3-phosphate dehydrogenase (NAD+) (phosphorylating) activity; NADP binding. The record is from RefSeq and is a predicted model, not a curated record. The transcript is spliced from 11 exons. The coding region runs from base 126 to 1133 and encodes 335 amino acids.
GUUUCCAGGGCGAUUAGACCAAUGCUCGUGUCACGUGUCUGCUAUAAAUUCGGAAAUUGUACUCUCGGUUUGCACAGACACUGCAGCAUCUCCCUUCAAGGUUCACAACCCAAUCAACAGCAACUAUGUCAGACCUCUGUGUUGGAAUCAACGGAUUUGGCCGUAUUGGCCGCCUGGUCCUCAGGGCCUGCCUGCAGAAGGGAAUCAAAGUUGUUGCCAUCAACGAUCCCUUCAUCGACCUGCAGUACAUGGUUUACAUGUUCAAGUAUGACUCCACCCACGGCCGUUACAAAGGUGAGGUGAGCAUGGAGGACGGGAAGCUGAUUGUGGACGACCACUCCAUCUCCGUAUUCCAGUGUAUGAAGCCCCAUGAGAUCCCAUGGGGUAACGCCGGUGCCGAUUACGUCGUUGAGUCCACCGGAGUCUUCCUCAGCAUUGACAAGGCCUCUUCCCACAUCCAGGGUGGUGCCAAGCGGGUGGUUGUGUCUGCCCCCUCCCCCGACGCCCCCAUGUUCGUCAUGGGAGUCAACGAGGACAAGUACGACCCCUCCAGCAUGACCAUCGUCAGUAAUGCAUCUUGCACGACUAACUGCCUGGCCCCCCUGGCUAAGGUCAUCCACGACAACUUCGGCAUCGAGGAGGCCCUCAUGACCACAGUCCACGCCUACACCGCCACCCAGAAGACGGUGGACGGCCCCUCUGCCAAGGCAUGGCGCGAUGGCCGUGGUGCCCACCAGAACAUCAUUCCUGCCUCCACCGGAGCUGCCAAGGCUGUGGGCAAGGUCAUCCCUGAGCUCAAUGGCAAGCUGACUGGCAUGGCCUUCCGUGUGCCCGUGGCUGACGUGUCAGUGGUGGACCUAACCUGCCGCCUGUCCCGGCCCGGUAGCUAUGCUGAGAUCAAGGAGGCUGUCAAGAAGGCCGCCGAAGGACCCAUGAAGGGAUACCUGGGGUACACUGAGGACUCUGUUGUGUCUUCUGACUUCAUUGGAGACACCCACUCCUCCAUCUUUGAUGCUGGCGCCGGUAUCUCCCUCAACGACAACUUUGUCAAACUCAUUUCCUGGUAUGACAAUGAGUUUGGCUACAGCCACCGCGUCGCUGACCUGUUGCUGUACAUGCAUUCUAAGGAGUAACUUUCCGUCUCCAGAAAGCUGCAAUGGGACGCACCCCCCUUUUACAUGCACUCACACCCUCCAGUGUCACACCCCUAGUACCCCCAGCCAACAACUUAGUCUCUGUAGUAGGCUGUGUGUACGAGUAUUUGUUUUUUCUUUAAUGAAAAAGUCCCACUUUGAGACUGUUUUGACUUGACAGUAUGAGUUUCUGUGUCUUCCCAGAGCAUUGCCGUAGAUGUUUCCAUACUGGCUGUUACCAUGUAAUAUUGGUGUUAAAGAUUUCUAGUUUAAGAGUCAAGUGAGAAAGACAAGCUAUUGUAACUAAAAAAAUAAUACUUCUGUAGAAUCUUUACAAAUGUCUCUGUCUUGCCUUGUUGUUGUUCAAGUUUCCUGUUUGCCAGUGUUAUAAGAACAUGUUUUCACACAAUGGCAAAUAAGUCGUCAUCUGCAUUUAAGAUAAUCAACAGGAUGCAGAACACGAAGAUGAUGCAUUAUAAAGUGACAAUUGUAUGAUAAUGUGUUUGUAACAAUACUGACACGAUAAGACUUAAUUUGAUGCACAUUUGCAUCAGUUUGGUGAAAAUUAUAAUGAAACAAAUGUUAUUCCCUAAACUUCUGUUUUAAUAGCUGAUGCUUUAGCCAGGCCACAGUUUUAAUACUCUGCUGGAACAAAAGUCUGCAUACCAUGUUGGUACCUAGGACCAGGAGUCAAACAUGAUUGAUAUUGAAUUUGCCAAUCUGGUUGUGCACAUUGCACUGGAUGACUUCUCAGACAGGUUCUAUGACAAAAUGUAUUUGGUGUAAGGCUAUGGAACUGACAGUUUCUCAGUCAAGUGUCAACUCUCCAUCGACAUAUGCAAAUGGAUUCUGAAAGCUAUCUGGAAGUCCACUAUUGCAAUUUAUUUUAUCCUGCCCUAGCGGGAAUCGCAGGGCAAAUAUUGUUGCAUAAGGUAAACCAAAUGACUGGUGGUACAUUUUCUGCAUUCAACACUGUUCACAUGAAAAACCACAACACCCAUUAUUUUUAGAACGUUAUUAUAGCAUCGUUGUACUUUUUUUACAUAUUUUUAUUUUACCUUUAUUUCACUAGGCAAGUCAGUUCAGAACAAAUGCUUAUUUUCAAUGAUGGCCUAGGAACAGUGGGUUAACUGCCUGUUCAGGGGCAGAACGACAGAUUUGUACCUUGUCAGCUUGGGGAUUUGAACUUGCAACCUUUUGAUUACUUGUCCAACAUCAAAUUAUUUCUGGGUAAAAAUUAAGUACCUUA